AUCUGCACGGACGGAACAGUGCGUUGCGUUUGAUUGUAGUUUGACGUAAACGUUGAUUCUUUUCCAUCUAACAGGCGAUUUGCGAUUUCACGCGAGUGUUUUUACGGGAUAUUCGACACGAAAUGCUGCUCGGUGCGUUGUCAUUUGCCGGUUUCAUCCGCAUCCUUACCCGAGACGAGUGCGAGUGAAAGUUCUGUUGUGGAAGUUGCUCCACUUCGGUGUAUUAUUACUCUCAUACCAUAGCGUGUUGCUGCUCAAUUUAAUGCAACUCAAUUUGUACUGUUGAAGCAGAAAUAAAGUAAAGUAAAAGAAUUUUUUGUGAGCCAUCAUGCGAAAGGCAGCAGGAGGAGCAACCCAAUCACGACCACAUUGCCUGGUCAUUGUACUCAUUAUCCAUGCCAUCGUUGCCAUGCUGAUGACAGCCAGACCCACACUGGCCGAGAUUCCCUCAAAAGGAAAACACACUCGCCUGGAUACGCAACAGACGGCACAGGAAGAUGCUGAUUUCCCACGCUUCGCCGAACCGAUUGCCAAUGUAACCGUUUCCAUUGGACGGGAUGCUCUACUCGCGUGCGUGGUGGAAAACCUGAAGGGUUACAAGGUGGCCUGGGUGCGAGUGGACACACAGACGAUUCUCUCCAUACAUCACAAUGUUAUAUCGCAAAAUAAUCGGAUAAGUUUGACCUAUAAUGAUCAUCGAUCGUGGUACUUGCAUAUCAAAGAGGUUGAGGAAACGGAUCGCGGUUGGUACAUGUGCCAAGUGAAUACGGAUCCCAUGCGGUCCAGGAAGGGCUACCUGCAGGUGGUGGUGCCCCCCAUGAUUGUCGAGGGCAUGACCAGCAAUGACAUGGUAGUGCGCGAGGGUCAAAAUGUCUCGCUGAUGUGCAAGGCACGCGGUUACCCCGAACCCUAUGUCAUGUGGCGUCGCGAGGACGGCGAGGAAAUGCUAAUUGGCGGGGAGCACGUGAACGUUGUCGAUGGCGAACUGCUGCACAUAACGAAAGUGAGUCGUCUCCACAUGGCAGCCUAUUUGUGUGUGGCCUCCAAUGGUGUCCCGCCGUCGAUUAGCAAACGCGUCCAUCUGCGUGUGCAAUUUCCACCGAUGCUCUCCAUACCGAAUCAACUUGAAGGAGCCUAUUUGGGUCAGGACGUGAUCUUGGAGUGCCACACUGAGGCCUAUCCCCAGUCGAUCAACUAUUGGACCACAGAGCGAGGAGAUAUGAUUAUAUCGGACACUUCGCGGGCCGGCGAUAAAUACGAGACCACAUCAACCGUCAGCGGUUACACAAAAUACAUGAAGUUAAAAAUACGCUCGGUUGGCCCAAACGAUUUUGGCACCUAUCGCUGUGUGGCAAAAAACUCGCUGGGCGAAACCGAUGGCAACAUCAAACUGGAUGAAAUGCCCACUCCAACGACUGCGAUUAUAUCAGAAAUGGCCAUGUUAAAUCGAAGUUAUGAUGGGAAGAGACGUCAUAGAAAUAAAUUUGACUCGGCUAACGCUUUGCCCGAUUAUGGGGUUGAGGAGUGGCGUGAUGGUGCCCAGGGCAACCAUGCUGGCGGCAACAAUGGCGAUAACAAUCAAACGCCCGUGCGUAAUCCGCCCGGAGCAUUUCACAAUUCUGCUGGCUCACUGGCGCAGCAUAAUCUACUUGGUAAAAUAAUGCGCGGCAUUAAAACGCAAUCAUUUGGGAUUUUCAAACGUUUAUCGAGUUAUUUGCCAGCGACAGCAUCGGCAUCAGCUCCAGCUCCAGCUUCAGUGGCAGCUUCAGUGGUGGAGGCAGAGUCGAGUCCGCAGCGGUGGCGUAUGAGUAAUAUGAAAAACCAGGCAUAUUUACCGGAGCAGGCAGCAGCACUCUCAAUAGGCAAUGUUGCCCAUGAACAGAGCGACCUAUGGGCGUGGCACCAAUUGCCCAUAUUUCACAUGCCGCACACACGAUGGCCAUGGUGUUGCUGUCCCAUUGUCGUCGCAUCAACGCAUUCCAAAUGCCAAUGGCAAUGGCCCACACUCAUUUGCAUAGUAAUAUUAGCUGGCGUUUUGUUGCUGUUGCUGUUGCUGCUGCAUUUUAUCGCCGGCCAAAUCACAUUUUCUAUUAGCACGGCGCAUAGGCAACAUUUAAUGUUAACAUUUUGGGACCCAGCCAGUAGGCAUUGCCUUCAACAGUUUUCAAGAUGAAAUCAAAUAAUUGCAAAAAACUCAUUUAGGGCACAACAGCAGCAGCAGCAGCAACAACAACAGCUACGACUCGAUGGAAAACGAAAUCAAACCAAGGCAAAGUAAAAGUAAAGUAAAGACGGAGACUGUGGAAAAACGCAAGCGUGAGGGCCGGCACAGGAUAUAGUAAGUUCUAUACAUACACAGAGUUCUUAGAGAGAUAGAAAUGUGUGUUUAUGUUAGAGAGUAAAAUGAAAGUAAUGUUGGCUCUUUAGGAAUUCAACAGCAAAAUGAAUGGAGACUGGCAAACAUCUGGCAUUGGAAUGGGUUACAAAUUAAAUCAAAUUAAUCGAUUUUCUACAUUUUAUAAACUUUUUCAGAUGAUAUCUACGUUUGAAAAAGUGGGAGCAAUGCAAAAGUAACGCUUAAAAAUCAAAUCAAUCAAAAUUCCUAUUAUAAUAUUUUUACAUCAUGCACCCAUAAUGGCUACUAAUUUCCCCCAACAGGCAAAAUGAAGUGUUUCCGACCCCUUAAAAUAUUUAUAUAUUAUUGAUCAUUAAAAUAUCUCUCACCACGUCCGUUGGUUUCGACAAACACCAAGA
Drosophila willistoni is the source of this 2754-nucleotide messenger RNA. RefSeq lists its product as uncharacterized. The record is from RefSeq and is a predicted model, not a curated record. Lineage: Eukaryota; Metazoa; Arthropoda; Insecta; Diptera; Drosophilidae. Bases 329 to 2173 code for a protein of 614 amino acids. Gene Ontology annotation, cellular component: neuron projection. The transcript has 13 exons.